AUGGGUGAACCGACGGUUAAUUUCCACGUACAGGUACGACUGCCUCAGUUUAAGAUACCCACGGAACUAAUCAAGAAAAACUUCAAGUCAAUUCAGAAGUUGAUCGAGAAGCAAAAGAAGCAAGUUACAGAUGAGAUCGCAAAGAUUAAUAAGAACCAAGCGUUGCCAACAGCAGUGAAGCUCCAAUUGGUUCGCAAGUUGAUCGCUGGAUUCGAGCAGUUUCGAAAGAAGCUAAGAGAUGCUAUACAGAAGGAUGAGGAAUAUAGGGAGAGACUAAUUGCUAGAAAGGAACACCUCCUCAGGUUGAAUGACUUUGUCAAGAAAGAGGAGCAACAGGGAACUGGAAAUGAUGAUGAAGGCGAACAGCAAGAAAUUACAGAUGAAGGUUCUGCAAAUAAUCUGGCAUCAACAGAAACCGAGAAGGGUGCCAACUCUGCUGCCUUACCAGGAGAACUAGACCUUGGAAACUACUCCCUAAUCAACUGGUACAGAGAGGAGACGAACCUACUCCUUGUGGAUUACCUAAUCAGAUCCAACAUAGGCGAAAGAGCUUCUAAGGAUAAGGGCGACAACUUAGGGAUCACUUUACUAGACUCACUUUCAGCUAAGCACCCAGGCAUAGCUAAGCUAAUCGAUUUCGAUGUCUACGAGGAAUUCAACAAGGUGUAUACCCUGAUUUUCAUAUCACACGAUCUUACUGAUGUGAUCAGCUGGUUUAAUGAGAAUAAGCUACUGCUUAAGAAGAUAAACUCCAACUUGGAGUUUGAAAUUAAGUAUUGUAGAUUGCUAAGCUUAAUUGAAAAGAAUCAGGUAAGCGAAGCUAUACGCUACAGUCAAGAGAAUUUGUCUAUGUACGGAAACAAGGAGAAUUAUAACGAUUUCGAUAUGGCGAAACACCCCACUAACCUCAACAAACUCAAAAGCAUCGGUGGGCUCCUAUUGUAUCUUUCUAUCAAUGAAUCAUCGAACACAUUCUCAUCUAAUUUGGUGAUUAAUUCCAAUGGAUACAAAGAGCAUGAGAAAUUGUUGUCACAUGGACGCUGGGACUCCCUAGCGCAAUGUUUCUUGGACGACUUUAACACAUUGUAUGGCAUUCUGAAAAACUACCCAUUGUUUGUGUAUCUAUCUGCUGGAUUAUCGAGUUUGAAGACUAAAAGUUGUUAUUGCAAUGAGAAGAAUACAGUUUGGAAGAGCAGCAUGGAUUACCAUAAAGACGAAGAAACCACACAGAAUAAUAAUACUAAGAAUCUCCCAACAAGUAAGCGGCUCCGGGGACCUAAUCAAUACUAUUCCUUACUAUCUAAAGUCAACAACUGUCCCGUGUGCUCCCCUGAGCUCUUUGCAUUGAGUAAGAAUUUGCCCUAUGCCCAGUUGAUUACUAAGAUUUUUAACAAUCCCCGCAAGCUCCCAAAUGGGAAUAUAUAUCCGUUUGACAUGUUGAUUCAUCCUGAGCUUCAGCCUGGAAUCCUGCCAGAGACUUUGGAAUCGAGGAAGCAGUUACUUGACGUUGAUAAGAUCAAGGAUCCGUUGACCAACGAAAUAUUCAAUUGUAAGGACUGUGUGAGAGUGUAUCCAGCAUAA
Molecule: messenger RNA, 1581 nt
Organism: Dujonia railenensis
Lineage: Eukaryota; Fungi; Ascomycota; Pichiomycetes; Serinales; Debaryomycetaceae
Source: the annotation of a GenBank genome assembly